ACAUUUGAUGCUCCCGACAGCGCGCGAAAUUUCCACCAAUUACACCAUGCAAUUGCUAGUGACCGUUUGUUACCAUAGCAACAGAGCAAUGCACGCGGCGUCUGAAAUUCGAUUCCGGAUCAUUCCAGAUCAUUCGCCGCGCUCGUAGCUCAUCGUGGUGACUGUGGCGUCCGCCUGUGGUUUUUUGGUGAUUAUCUUGUGAUUUCGUAUUCUUUCUACUGAAAUAUGCGUGAAUGCAUUUCCAUCCACGUGGGACAGGCCGGUGUGCAGAUCGGCAACGCCUGUUGGGAGCUGUACUGCCUGGAGCAUGGCAUCCAGCCGGACGGGCAGAUGCCCUCGGAUAAAACAGUCGGCGGAGGAGAUGACAGCUUCAACACUUUCUUCAGCGAGACUGGCGCUGGAAAACACGUUCCACGCGCGGUGUUUGUCGACCUCGAGCCAACUGUAGUAGAUGAGGUUCGGACAGGCACGUACCGCCAGCUGUUCCACCCGGAGCAGCUCAUCACCGGAAAGGAGGAUGCUGCCAACAACUACGCGCGCGGCCACUACACCAUCGGCAAGGAGCUGGUGGACCUCGUGUUGGACCGCAUCAGGAAGCUUGCCGACCAGUGCACAGGUCUGCAGGGUUUCCUGAUCUUCCACUCUUUCGGCGGCGGCACCGGCUCCGGCUUCACCUCGCUGCUGAUGGAGCGUCUCAGCGUCGACUACGGCAAGAAGUCGAAGCUGGAGUUCGCCAUCUACCCGGCUCCGCAGGUGGCCACAGCCGUGGUGGAGCCGUACAACUCCAUCCUGACCACCCACACCACCCUGGAGCACUCCGACUGCGCCUUCAUGGUCGACAACGAGGCCAUCUACGACAUCUGCCGCCGCAACCUGGACAUCGAGCGCCCGACGUACACCAACCUGAACCGCCUGAUCGGCCAGAUCGUCUCCUCCAUCACGGCCUCGCUGCGCUUCGACGGCGCCCUGAACGUGGACCUGACCGAGUUCCAGACCAACCUGGUGCCGUACCCACGCAUUCACUUCCCGCUGGCCACCUACGCUCCGGUCAUCUCGGCUGAGAAGGCCUACCACGAGCAGCUCUCGGUCGCUGAGAUCACCAACGCCUGCUUCGAGCCGGCCAACCAGAUGGUCAAGUGCGACCCGCGUCACGGCAAGUACAUGGCCUGCUGCAUGCUGUACCGUGGCGACGUCGUCCCUAAGGAUGUGAACGCCGCCAUCGCCACCAUCAAAACCAAGCGAACCAUCCAGUUUGUCGACUGGUGUCCGACUGGCUUCAAGGUGGGCAUCAACUACCAGCCGCCGACCGUGGUGCCCGGCGGCGACCUGGCCAAGGUGCAGCGCGCUGUCUGCAUGCUGUCCAACACCACCGCCAUCGCUGAGGCCUGGGCGCGCCUGGACCACAAGUUCGAUCUGAUGUACGCCAAGCGCGCCUUCGUGCACUGGUACGUCGGCGAGGGCAUGGAGGAGGGCGAGUUCUCAGAGGCCCGCGAGGACCUGGCCGCGCUGGAGAAGGAUUACGAGGAGGUGGGUAUCGACUCGGUGGAAGGAGAGGGUGAGGAGAACGAGGAGUACUAGGCGCUGGCGCAGGCCGCGCUGACAGUCCGGUGUUGGUCCCGUUUGUGAGCUGUGAUGAUACGGUUGGCCGGCGCGUGGCCGCCCUGUGAGCGGCUGGCAAACAGCACCCGGUGGUUGUACCCGUAGCUCGUGUGAUCGCGGAGGAGUGUCCGUUUCGGUUGGCGGAAAAUAAACGUUUCUGGUUGUUCA
This is a messenger RNA of Amphibalanus amphitrite, 1767 nucleotides long. RefSeq names its product tubulin alpha-3 chain. Gene Ontology annotation, cellular component: cytoplasm; microtubule. NCBI's taxonomy places the organism in Eukaryota, Metazoa, Arthropoda, Thecostraca, Balanomorpha, Balanidae. Gene Ontology annotation, molecular function: GTP binding; structural constituent of cytoskeleton. The transcript has 4 exons. Gene Ontology annotation, biological process: mitotic cell cycle; microtubule cytoskeleton organization. The record is from RefSeq and is a predicted model, not a curated record. Bases 226 to 1578 code for a protein of 450 amino acids.